AUGAGAGUGUGUUCUCUGCAUUUUCACUCGGGUAAACCAUCAUAUGAGAUGUUGGAGAAUCACCCUGACUGGACACCAUCCUUGCGAUGCUGCAACACACCUGUGUCAGACUGUGUUGAAGGUGUUCAAAGAUUGUUCAGCAACUCACUCAUGAUGAGGGAAAAGAGCAACAAGGGGAAAAUGCCCCCUCGGAAAUGCGACAUGUGUAGAGUAAUACAGGGUGCUGUGCUUGGACCUUAUGCCACGAGGUCCGGUCUGAAUCCUCAUCACCGGCGAGACUCCCCGGCCGACACAGCUCAAAAUGUCACACCAUUCAUCAACUUCCACAACAACGUCACGACACAUAGACCUUGA
Molecule: messenger RNA, 354 nt
Organism: Knipowitschia caucasica
Lineage: Eukaryota; Metazoa; Chordata; Actinopteri; Gobiiformes; Gobiidae
Source: the annotation of a GenBank genome assembly